This is a messenger RNA of Laccaria bicolor S238N-H82, 769 nucleotides long. RefSeq lists its product as uncharacterized. The record is from RefSeq and is a predicted model, not a curated record. The transcript has 5 exons. Lineage: Eukaryota; Fungi; Basidiomycota; Agaricomycetes; Agaricales; Hydnangiaceae. Bases 69 to 716 code for a protein of 215 amino acids.
UGCCACACGCCCUUUUCGUCUCCUCGACGUGUUCCGCCUCCCCAACGGCGAUCUAUGACUUUACCAUCAUGACAGCGACAAAUCCUCCAGAAAGCGUGAUAGCACGUACUGCAAUAUCUCUUGAAUAUGCAUCCCUAAGGCAUGCUGGACAUUGUCCUAUGGGAAUGUAUGUCGUCCCGUCGACGGCGAGUCUGUUCCUGUGGGACGCUGUAUUCUUUGUUCAUCAAGGGUAUUACGCUGAUGCCAUCCUCAAAUUCAAUCUUACCUUUCCUCCUAACUAUCCUGAGCGCCCACCUACUGUUCAGUUUGUAACAGACAUCUUUCACCCUUUGAUAUCGCAGGAUGGAACCUUCAGCCUGUUUCCCCGUUUCCGUCCAUGGCGUCCAAAAGAACAUCACGUAUUUGAUGUCCUUCACUGGGUUAAAGCCGCCUUCAAGAGGCAUGCCCUUGACCAAAUACAAGCGGACGAUUGCUCAAAUAAAGAGGCUUACCGGUUAUAUCACGAAUCAACGCAGUCAUUUGCUGCUCUGGCGGUCCAGUCAGCUUCGUUGGCGCAGUCCGAAUCUGCCUUGUUUGAUACAGGCCAUCCUUCAUUGGGUGGAAAGGUGUCCAAUGAAAUUACUUUCCACAAGUUAUCCCCCGAUAAACUUUGGCGGCAGCGAGGAAAACUAGGCGUAGGCGGAUGGGACGAUGAGAAACCCUCGGUUUCAGCGUGAUGUAUUCUUUCUUUUUACUACUUAUACAUUGUGGAGCUCUGUACGAGCAGAAG